This is a messenger RNA of Jaminaea rosea, 348 nucleotides long. RefSeq names its product UBC-like protein. Gene Ontology annotation, cellular component: nucleus. Gene Ontology annotation, biological process: DNA damage tolerance; protein K63-linked ubiquitination. NCBI's taxonomy places the organism in Eukaryota, Fungi, Basidiomycota, Exobasidiomycetes, Microstromatales. The record is from RefSeq and is a predicted model, not a curated record. The annotation marks the transcript as partial. The transcript has a single exon.
GUUCCACGCAAUUUCCGCCUCCUUGAGGAGCUCGAAAAGGGCGAAAAGGGUCUUGGCGAUGGAUCGUGCUCAUACGGCCUCGACGAUGGGACCGACACCCUCAUGUCUAACUGGAACGCUACCAUUAUCGGGCCUUCACACUCUGUCCACCAGAAUAGGAUUUACUCGCUCAGCAUCCACUGCGGUGAGAGCUACCCAGACCAGCCGCCUACGGUGCGCUUCGUGACGAGGAUCAAUCUCCCUUGCGUGGGUGGGGAUGGAAAGGUUUCCGACAAGUCGUUCCCCGUCUUGGCCAAGUGGAAGAGGGACUACUCGCUCGAGACGAUCCUUGUUGAGCUGAGGAGGUGA